This is a messenger RNA of Corvus hawaiiensis (hawaiian crow), 7310 nucleotides long. RefSeq names its product protein kinase AMP-activated catalytic subunit alpha 2 (gene PRKAA2). The transcript is spliced from 9 exons. The record is from RefSeq and is a predicted model, not a curated record. The coding region runs from base 395 to 1783 and encodes 462 amino acids. Gene Ontology annotation, molecular function: AMP-activated protein kinase activity; ATP binding. Lineage: Eukaryota; Metazoa; Chordata; Aves; Passeriformes; Corvidae. Gene Ontology annotation, cellular component: cytoplasm. Gene Ontology annotation, biological process: intracellular signal transduction; protein phosphorylation.
GCUUGGAGCAACCUGGGAUAGUGGAAAGUGUCCCUGUCCAUGGCAGGGGGUGGAAUGGGAUGAGCUUUAAGGUCUCCUCCAACCCAAAUUGUUCCAGGAUUGCAGCAUGGGGGAGAUUGUGUCAGGUUGGGGUUCCAGACAGGGAUUCCUUGGCCAGUCAUGCCAGAGCAGCCAACUGACAUCCUGAAGGCACCAGCUUUGCUUUACCUGGCUGUGAGUUGGUGAACACCAGCUGACGGGGCACAAAGUAGCAGUAAAAAUACUGAACAGGCAGAAAAUCCGCAGCCUGGAUGUGGUGGGGAAGAUCAAACGAGAAAUUCAAAACCUGAAACUCUUCCGGCACCCUCACAUUAUCAAACUGUACCAGGUCAUCAGCACACCAACAGACUUCUUCAUGGUCAUGGAGUACGUGUCCGGCGGGGAACUGUUUGAUUACAUCUGUAAGCACGGACGUGUGGAGGAGGCAGAAGCUCGACGCCUUUUCCAGCAGAUCCUCUCUGCGGUGGAUUACUGCCACAGGCACAUGGUUGUGCACAGGGACCUGAAGCCAGAGAACGUGCUGCUGGAUGCACACAUGAAUGCAAAGAUAGCUGAUUUUGGACUGUCCAACAUGAUGUCAGAUGGUGAAUUUCUACGCACCAGCUGUGGCUCCCCAAAUUAUGCAGCCCCUGAAGUCAUCUCUGGAAGGCUCUAUGCUGGCCCAGAGGUGGACAUCUGGAGCUGUGGUGUCAUCCUCUACGCCCUCCUGUGUGGCACUCUGCCUUUUGACGACGAGCACGUCCCCACCCUGUUCAAGAAGAUCCGUGGCGGGGUGUUUUACAUCCCAGAAUACCUCAACCGCUCCGUGGCCACGCUGCUCAUGCACAUGCUGCAGGUGGACCCCCUCAAGCGAGCCACCAUCAAGGACAUCAGGGAACACGAGUGGUUCAAGGAGGAGCUGCCCAGUUACCUGUUCCCAGAGGACCCUUCCUACGACGCCACGGUCAUCGACGACGACGCGGUGCGGGAGGUGUGCGAGAAGUUCGAGUGCACGGAGUCGGAGGUGAUGAACAGCCUGUACAGCGGCGACCCGCAGGACCAGCUGGCCGUGGCCUAUCACCUGGUCAUCGACAACCGCCGCAUCAUGAACCAGGCCAGCGAGUUCUACCUGGCCUCCAGCCCCCCCACCGGCUCCUUCAUGGACGACAGCACCCUGCACAUCCCUCCGGGCGUGAAGCCGCACCCCGAGCGGAUGCCGCCGCUCAUCGCCGACAGCCCCAAAGCCCGCUGUCCCUUGGACGCCCUCAACACCACCAAGCCAAAGCCCCUGACUGUCAAAAAGGCCAAGUGGCACCUGGGGAUCCGCAGCCAGAGCAAACCCUAUGACAUUAUGGCCGAGGUGUACCGGGCUAUGAAGCAGCUGGACUUCGAGUGGAAGGUGGUGAACGCCUACCACCUGCGGGUGCGCCGCAAGAACCCCGUGACCGGCAACUACGUGAAGAUGAGCCUGCAGCUCUACCAGGUGGACAACCGCAGCUAUCUGCUGGACUUCAAAAGCAUCGACGACGAGGUGAUGGAGCAGCGGUCUGGCUCCUCCACGCCCCAGCGCUCCUGCUCGGCCGCGGGCUUGCACCGGCCGCGCCUGAGCAUCGACGCGGCCGCGGCCACCGAGUGCCAGUCGCUGAUGGGCUCCCUGAGCGGCUCCUUCGUUGGCAGCAUCCCCUCGGUGCCCCCACGCCUGGGCAGCCACACCAUGGACUUCUUCGAGAUGUGUGCCAGCCUCAUCAUGGCCCUGGCCCGCUGAUGGCACCGGCCCCGCCGUGCACUGUGAGGAUCUGCGCCGGCUCGUCCGCCCCUUGUUCCUUUUGCUUCGUUGUUCUUCCUCCUCCUCUCCUGACCACCCCACAGCCCGUGGCACAGAGCCAAGCCCAGACCCAAAACAUCCUCCCCUCUGACAAGGCAAUGAGGAGAUUAACUUGGUUUCUCUCCUUGUGCCUGGUGAAAUGUAUCCAAUACCCUUUUUUUCACCUAGUGAACCCCAUGGGAAAUGUCGAGGCUGUAAAGUAACAAAUGUAUCACCAAGUUUUUGGAAAGCACCUUCCCCUGGUUCAUCCUGAGUUAAUGGAGGCAUAGCCGAGCUUCCUGCAGGGAGGUUGAUGUCUCCCCAUUGCUGUGGAGAGCAGGGGCAGAAUGGGCUGAGCCAGGUGGAAGGUGUUGACAAGGAGCUCCAUGAAAUGGAGUGGAGGGUGAUGAAGCAGCUCUGCAGUGUUCACACCCAGGUACUGGCCUCUCUAACUCUUUUGUCCCCAAAGCAGCAGCUGCUUAGAUGCUUCUGCUCGAGUGCAAUAUGACCUCCCUCCCCUCUCUUUUUCCCUCUGCUGGAGAUGGGGAGGGAAGGUGGGAUGUGCAAAGGUCCUGUUGCAAACCUGCCAUGGGGAGGCCUCCCCGUGUCCAGUCUUUGCAGAGGAGUGUCCCUAAGGUGCUUUACUUCCUCCCGAGAGCUCCGGACAGCACUGACCUGCUCGCCACGUUCGGAGCUGAAGGCAGAUUGCCUUUUUUCCAGCCCUUAAUCGCCACCUCCCUCCAACCUGCUCCCCCUCCCCUGCCUCACCACGGGCUCCAGGGGCUGAAUCCCAAGCAGGGUUCAGGUGAGCAGGGGACAGGAUCCGGAUCACCCCCCUGAAAACCCAGUGCUUCACCUGAGGGUUGGGAUCAUCACUGAGCCAUCAAGAGCCAUCAGCACCGCACAGCUCCGGAGUGCUCACCUCUCACCUUUCCCCUAGGAAGCUCUGCCUGUUGUCACCUCCCUCAAAUGACUGCCAAAUCUGCCUUCCCUGCUGCUGGAGACUCACUUCCCGUGCCCAAGGGCUCUCCCGUCCUGCUGCUGCCCACUGGACUGUGACCCUCGCCGCUCCGCUGACCAGGCAGGGAUAUCCCAACCCAGAAUUUUACUGUUCCUUUGCUACUGGCUAUCUGAAGGAUGGGAUUUUAUUUUUUAAGACAAACUGCAGGGAUUUUUAAUGUUAAAUUCUUGUUACCUGAGGGUAAACCCUACUGCAUGUGUGACUUCUUUGUUUGAAAGGGUUAUUAUUUUUUAUGACACAGGAUUAAGCUAAUGGGCAGCGUUGGCAUCUUGCUUGGGUUUGACAUGGUGUUUAAUUCCAUUUACUUGAUUAAGAAGUAAUAGUCUAAUCAAGGAACAAAUGCUUUAUGAAAACCUUGCCAAAAAAAUCCUGAGUGGGGGGGUUUGUUUUGGGUUGUUUUUUUUUCUUCCUUUGUGUUCUGUUUUAAGAAACAAAGCAAAGAACUUUUGCUGGUCCCAGGUAUGCAGUCAUUCAACUUGAAAAAAAAUGUAAUCUGUCUUUUUGAUAGCUUCUUAUGACCCCUUGAGGUUUUUUCCUAGGGUUUUGGGGUUUUUUUUUUGGUACAGUUGCACUUUAAUUUAUACUUUCUGCAAGUUUCUAUGAGAAGCAAGGAAGAGAACAACACAUUAAGCCUUUUUUACUGAUCAUUUAAGGUAAGACAAACACGGGAUAUUUUUGCCAUCUACUGGCAGUUAAAUGGACCUUUUCAGCUUGAAGUCCCUUUUUUUUUAAAAAAACCACAGAAUUGCCUUACUUUUGUUACAGAUUGUGCUUGGAUCCUCACUAACGUGACUUUACAGCUCCAGUUUUUCCAGAAGCCGCACAAAGUAGAAAGCUUCCCAAAAAAUAGAAAAAAAAAAGAAAAAAUCAGUUUUGUUGUUAAGCUCUUGAACACUAAAUCCAACACAGCAGUGGUUGGACUAUAAACCCACAGCAGAACAGCUUUGUUUUUAAAAGAAAUACUGGAAAUAUUUGUAGUGCUCCUAGGUUUUGUAAUGAGCCUUUUAUUAUAUUAUGAUUUUUAAAUAAAUACUCUGGGGUGGAGAAUGGCUUUGGUGCUGUGCCUGGUGGCUGCCAGGUGAUUUGUGUCCCCAGUGCUGUGGUGUGAGUUUGGAUGGAGAAUCCAAACUCCUGCAUGCAAAAAAAAAAAACCCAAACCCCACCCCAGAGUCAAAGGUGAGCAGCACCCAGCCCUUCAGCAGCUUUUGGAUCAAGGCUGAGACACAAGCAAAGAGCCCUGAAUGGUUUUGGGCAAUGGAGAGAAACCCCUUUGGAAAGGAGCAGGAGCAGCUGUAGGGACAGGCAUUAAUUCCCAUCCAGGAAACAGCAAUGUGUGACAUGUAUUUGAAAUGUUAAAGGCUUUUCAAAUCUUCACUCCCAGCUGAGCAUCUUGCCAAAUCCUGGAAGCCCCUGUAGCCCUCUUGGUAAGGGGCUGGUGUGUUACAAUCUGGGGCUCAGGAGCAGGUAGAUGUACUGAUGUCUUUUUUAAAAUUGACUCUUGUCCUCUGGGAUUUCCUACCCAGCAGAACUAAUAGUACUAAGCAGCAGCAUAUGCCCUUGGGAGGAAAUAUUUGCUUCCUGGAGGUGGGUGGGAUUUCUAGGCUGUAGAAUAAGCCCCUUGUGGCACUUGGCAUCUUCUCAGACCCGUGCAAACAUUAACUGCUAUGUGGAUCUGCAAAACCAGUCCUGCCUGGAAGGCAGGCAGAGUUACUCAGCUUUCCACAUGGGCAGACACAGAGAUGAAGCAACUUCCCUGCUCAGGCUCAGCAGAGGCAGUGGAGGGAGCAGGACUGGUGGAAGCACCUCCUCAGUGACCACAGCAGAUUGAACAGUCCAUCACAGCCUUACCCAAAUCCGUGCUGCACUUUGAGGACUUUCACUUCUUUUUAUUAUUUAUUUUACCUUCAAAUAGGCUGUGUUCUGUUUCCCAGCUGCAGAGGAGCUGCUGACCUCCAGUUACAUUUACCAGAGGAAGAGUUUAACUUUCACACUGUGGUCAGCUCUUUUUGAGUUAUGCUGGUACAUGCACAAGCGUCGGGAAAAGCAGGGUAGACAAUAUUUGAACUACAGAAACUUGAAUUACUCCAAGUGCAAUUCUUCAGAAGCCACUGGACAGCUGUGCUUUGCAAGCCACAAACUCACCCAGACGUUGCCUCAGCCUGAGGGAGGGGAGAGAGAAAAUGCAAAGGAUAAAGAGUUCAGAUAGGCUCCAACAGCAAAGUCCAGCUCCUGGAUGAGUUAAUUCAGAAACACCUUGUGCUGUUCUUGUUGGAAGCUAUACAUAUGUAAAUAUUAUAUAUGCAUACAUGCAUAUAUAUAAAACGUAGGUGGCACCCCUGUCGUUGGCCUCUCAGCUUUUUUCUUCCAGCAGGGCAGGAGUGUGCCCUGGACACUGCCACCGCACUCUAAUCCCAGCCUCUGAGAGGAGCUGGACAAAGGGGAUGCUAUUUUUACACCCUCUUUUAGGUAAAGCCCAUGAGUAGCUUAGCUGACCCCAUCAGGCUCAGCAUGGCCUUGGCCAGGGAUGGGAGGAGAAGUGGCAUCAGGAGCUGUGAGAAUUCUGCCCUUCCAUCCACUCUGGCCAAAGCCCUGGUGACGAUGGGGUUUGGGGCAGGUUUAUUUUCAGGAGGUGGAGCUGGUGAAGGCAGCAGGAUAUAUUUUUCCCUUUAACAGGUCAGAAAUGCAUCUUCAGCUGUGUGUCCCGUUUAGCAUUUCAUGAGGUGUGUACAAGCACAGGGGAAUAUACGGGCAGUGUUGUAAAAACGUGAGCCGGCUGGUUAGUGUGUGAUGUGUGUGCUUUUUUGUGUGUGAUUAUAGCGGCGUUCGUGUUGGAAUAGAUGAGGUUUGAACAAAAUAACCCUUCUGUCUACUCCUUUUCAUUUCACUGCUCUUUACUGUCAGUGUGCACCCCUGUAGGAGAAGAGGGACCUGUGUGCAGGACAUGAACUCGUGCCUUCGCUGUGCGUCGGGACUGCUGGAAGUGGCAGCUCUGUUUCACGAGGUGCACAAUUUCCCCAGCUCAUGCAGAAUCCCCCCGCUGAGACAUGCAGGCCAUGUUUCUAAAUACUUGAAGUACCAUUUGUUGUGCAAUUUUUUGGCUUCACCCUUUUAUUAGCUGAGAGGAGAGAGGGAAGAAGAAUCGCACAUCUGGAGGAGCCAAACCAACCCCCGCUCGAGCUCCUGCUGUUUCUUUCCUGGAAAGUUUUAGGAUCUGGUUUUGUUCCAGGUAUAUGAUGUACCUUACUAGAGUCACCUUUCUUAAGGUCUUACUUUGGUAUGGACUUUUCAUUUAGUGCUUUCCUUUGGCUUCCUUAGCCCUCCCCUUAUAUAUCCCUUUUUCAUCAUUCACUUAUGAAAAAAACCCAACAGCUUCUUGUAAUUCUGAGCUCCCAGUCUGCCUCCUGGCCAUGGAGUUAAUGAUUCAGCCAGAGGUACCUCACUCCCAUGCCUGAGACACAAACUGGAUCUCAGAGUUCCCACGUUACACCUACUGAUGGAACACUGACUUUUGCAGAGAGCACACCUGGUAUUCGAUGCACAGAUCUUUGCCCGUUUUAAUCGUCAAAAUUAGGAGAACUGGACUGUGAAUCAGAGCUCUACCUGCAAGCACGAGUACACUUUUGGUGUUAUAACAAGUCUGUUUUCAACAAAAGCCUUGAAGUUCCUGCUGAAGCUGCCUUAAUUUAAAAAUCAAAGUUUAUUUGUAAGACUCAUCUCUGGUUAUUAUUUUUUUUUUUUCAAGUUUGGAAAUAGUUUAUUUAUCCUCAUCUCACAAAGCUGUGAAGUAGAUCCUGUAGCCAUGGUAAUAUUUAUUCUUGUUGCUGAAAGCAUGUUCAUGUGUUCUGUAUCAUGUUAUACCCAUGUGGUUUGUACUUCAAUGCAUUUGUUUUGGUUUUUUUUCUUUUAGAGCACAAAGGAAAACUGCAUCCCAGGAUAUCUGUGGUGUCCAUGGCCCAGCAUCUUUGGGCAGACAGACCUCAGCUCUGUGAGAGAGGUGAACUGGACUUGUCCACUGCAAUUUUAAAAUUCAUACUCUAAGGAGUAUUUAUGAUUUAUAAUAUUAUGUAUUUAUGAUUUUAAAAAAAAAAAGAUACUGAACUUUAAAAAGUUCUGAGUAGAAGCAUCCCUUCAAAUGUAUCAAUAACAUGAAGCUCAGGAAAAAAACCCAAAACCCUGAGCUCUAUGAACACUGCAUCCUUCUUGAUAUUUUCUUAUUUUGUCAAAUGAGGGCCUGGAGAGGGUUUUGUUUUCCAAUUCAUGGCUUUAGUACUUUCUGUUAUGGAAGGGCACAGAGCCCUGGUUCAGUUUUGUCCUUUGUGCAUUAGAUAAUCACAACGAAGCCUUUUUCCUUCCAUUUAUGGUGUGGAAAGUGUUUCUCGGUGUACUGCACUGCAUGUGAUAGCUGUCUCCAUGGUUGACAUUUGCACUUUAAUAAACUCAGAGAUGAAAAGAGAUAAAAACAACAAA